Molecule: messenger RNA, 1097 nt
Organism: Aureobasidium subglaciale EXF-2481
Lineage: Eukaryota; Fungi; Ascomycota; Dothideomycetes; Dothideales; Saccotheciaceae
Exons: 1
Coding region: 410-979 (189 amino acids)
Source: RefSeq, a predicted model, not a curated record
CCGAGUUAAUUGACGAGCCAGAUCUUACAUGUUUUGUGUUCCUCGCUUGAGAGCGCGCAGAAAGUAAACACAGCGGCCCUACAAUCUGGCUUCAGAGAAAGCGGCAUCUCGAGCAUUUCGACAGACAACCUUCGGACAUCCACGGCCAAGGUAGCAAUUCGGACGACCAGUCUUGCUUUCGACAGUGUGAUCGGCUAUGAAGCGGCUGAUGGCAAACUAAUACCAAUGGUCACGGAAGCAUACAUGCGUGUCCUUGUUGAGCUUUGCAACGAGAGGUUCCUAGUCAACAAAGAAAGGACGGAAGCAUUUCGCACAGCAAUACUCACGAGUUUUGGACCGCCAGAAAUACAAUUUUCUGGCCCAUGCGCGUGGGAACCUAUUGAACAGCGUAGGGCAAGGAUGAAAGAGGAUGGCAUCCGACGUCAAGCAGAGACGGACGCACAAAGAAUUGCCGAUAACUGAUCAUCUCGACCCCUUCUCUACACCCAAUUUUUUUUUUCAAGCACUUUGUAAUUAUCCUACUGGCAUUCCUAUAAUCCUCGACCAGCUCGCGCCGUCUUUCCCAACCAAGAUUUCUGAGACCAAAUCGUGCUCUGUUUGUCGAAUUUCUUCUGCACAAUGGGCCACAAUCAGCUGCACAAAGCCACACGGACACCUGGAGGAACAAAACCACAAUCACGCUCAGACUUCCCAAUUAUCUGCGUUUGUGUCAAUAUUUUCGCCGUCAGCUUUGCAACGUCUACUGCAAUCCUCACAUGCAGUUGUAGCACUGCAAGCCACCCGGCGUGUUCACAGCCUUGUAGUUGUGCCUCGAUAUCACAUCAUCCUCAAUCUGUCAUAUCUGGACCACUUUCAAAGAAAGCCUGUCACGAUGGCACUGUUCCAAGAGUAUCAGUCUUCAGAGUUGAAUAAUUUACAUUAUAGACCUUGGUCGGGCAAAUCUAAACCAAUAAACAGACGCAAUGGUGUAAAGUGUUGAUGUUAUUGUCGAGAUGCUGCUUGACCCGGAUUUCCCCCCCGAUGAGUCCUGUCCUACCUAUGUUAGAAGCUACGAAAUGAUACCUCCUUCUCGUCUCCGAUUGUUACGUACAAUUUUA